Messenger RNA from Hyaloperonospora brassicae, 897 nucleotides. Lineage: Eukaryota; Oomycota; Peronosporomycetes; Peronosporales; Peronosporaceae. The record is from the annotation of a GenBank genome assembly.
AUGCAUAAGCUCUGCCUUCUACUCGUGGCCUCCGGCGUUUUUUUCGGUGAAAGUGUCGGAUCGACAACCGGCGGCGACCAAGCGGUUGUUGCCGCACCCAACGCGGGGACUGUGCUACGCGUUGGCGGCGCUUCGUCCGACUCGCUAGGACUGUUGCGAUCUCACCUUGAGGAUCGGAACGCGGUCACGGCUUUGUUCGAGAAAAUGAAUCAGCUUGUUUCGAGGGCCACUACGAACCUAUGGAAGGAUCAGCAGUUAUUCGGACACGUGCGCGCUGGGCCAAGAGAGGAGUUAAACCGCAACGAAGUAGGUCGAUUGAUCGACACUGGUCGAAAAGCCGCCAAGAGUGAGGAGGAGCUUGCGCUUUGGAAAAAUUAUGACGUCUGGUUUAGAUCAUAUGGUAAGCCGGUUGACCUCGACGCGCUAUACCGGGUGUUCAAGGGCGACACUACUCUAGACAAGGUAUUUAAACGACUUGCAGCGCUCCGCAACAUCGAUGAUGAUCAAUUUCAGGGGAUGGUUGCGUUAAUGCACAACAAACUUGCUCAAGAAGUUUCAGCCAAGUUUGGCGACAAAGCUUCUACGUGGAUGGCUGAGAGGUGGAUGAAGAUGGGGUUGGGUCCCGCAGAAGUUGCUACAAUGCUUGGCAUUGGCAACAAGAAUCUCGCUUUUCCGGUGCUACGUUCGGCAGCUCGAUGGGUCGACUACGUCAAGAUGUUGCAAAAGAAACACUCGAAACUUGCCAUUGAUACUGAAAAGGCGACGUCUCUUUUAAUCAGUCAUUUGCCAACGGACAAGCAGAUUUCUCUUCUUCGCAAAGUCUGGCCUGACAAUCCGAUUGUUAUUAGAAACCAAUUGAAGAAGGAGGAUUGGCUGGAGCUCUUUGUGACGGGAUGA